AUUCUAGUUAUGCUACUUUGCACAGAGUAGCUCCUAGUCAUACUGAGCCAUCUCUAACAAAUUUCAGUCAAUUUCGAUAAACUUUUAUAAUGUGAACACGAGAUUUUAUUUUUAAGAUCCGGCUCUUACAGACCGACAUUUAUAUAUAAUCAUACUGCUUUGCAUAAAGAAUCUAUUUCAGCCCACCCCAAACCACUCCAAUCCAUAUUUACAUAGAACCCACCCCAACUCACCACAUUAGCUAAUACAACCCAUUUGAAUCCACCCAAACAUAAUCUAUAUCAAAAUCCAAUUCAUUAAACUCAUUUCAACACAAACUAUUAGCAGACUUACGCACGACCGUACCCUCUGCUUUUAUUUUUUUUCUCUCGCUUUGAGUCCUCUCGUAUGCUCGAUUGCUCGUGUACGAUGUAGCACCCCCAAACGUUUCCUCAAAAAAAAAAAUGCAGCGUCCUAAAUAAAUUCUAGUCAUGCAUGUACGCGCUGUCGAAUUCGAUCGGCUGCCAGCAACCAACGGCCGUGCUCCAAGCGAAUUUUGUCGCGUCAAAGCUCACCCUGUGUGUUAUCCUGGCAGUGGAAAUUGUGAAACGAGUUGAGAGAUAUACCAUACCAUUUGGGCCCUUGCCCACUGCGGGCUUAUUUUGUGACAAAUCAAGAGACACACGGCUCAUCUUGUGCUAGCACUUAGCAGCAGUCGCCAUGCGCGGCUGGAUGGACUUGAGCACCCUCGACCUCGACCAGGUGCGGCACCGUUGGGGUGAUGAGGUGGACGAACAAGUACUAUUCAGUGUCGACCCGGCCGCGGUGCAAGAAAGUGUUAUGAAGGCGGUGCGCCGUUGGGCUGAAAAUGGGGAAUAUUACAAGAAGCGCGGCAAAGACCCGAUACCGCCGCCGAUGGAGAUACUGGACCACCCAGAUCUUUUCGAGAGAGCAUGGGGAUGGGAUAACAUAUAUCCGUGGGAUCUGGUACAUCCUUUGGCCAAAUACAAGAGAUACCUCCAGGAUUAUUACAAGCACAACCAAAGUGAAGCUAAUACCGCCGGUCUCAAUGGAGAUGAUCGUGGAAAUGACCUGGAAGCUCUAGCCCACUCGUGUAUCAAGAUGGAGAAUUAUCUUAUGUUUCUGCUGGACCUCUGUACUGGCAUUACUACUGAUGAUAAGAUGGAGAUCAGGCAGACCAGUGAAAAGAUCUCCAAGCUUGCUUGUCAAAUGGCUAACGUUCUGGAAUCUGAAUUUCCUGCUGCUGCUGUUUCAUUGAAGUGUAUCACCAAAGAGGCUCAGCUGAUGUGCCAGUUGCUGACUUGUCAGCCUGCUCCAUGCACAUUCUCCAUCGCUACGAGCAAUGACAUCAGGUCCUGUGCCUUAAGCUUUAUGACCUACAGAGAACAUGAAUAUGUUCCUGCCGCUGCUGCCAUGAUGGGCAUCAUGAAAGAGGCUGAGUUGAUGCGUGAGUCGCUGAGGAAACCCUGGCAUGACGAGAAGGCUAAUGCGGACAUGUUGAACACCUCAUUUAUCCGGGAUCGUACCCUGUCAGUUAUGUUGGACAUGUUAGAUGAAUGUUCUUCUGUGGGAGAGCCUACUGGCAUUCCUGUGAAUUUGAAUUGCAGUGAAUCUGAUGGCAUCACCUUUCCAGAGAAUGACAUAAAUGAAAAUGAGGAUGAAUCCAACGGCAAGAACUCCGAGAAGGAAGUAGCAAGAAACAGCCCGGGAGCAAGGAAUGGGAUAGAUGAAAAUAAGGAUGAAUCCAACGGCAAGAACUCCAAUAAGGAAGUUGCAAGAAACAGCCUGGGAGAAAGGAAUGGGAUAGAUGAAAAUAAGGAUGAAUCCAACGGCAAGAACUCCAAUAAGGAAGUUGCAAGAAACAGCCUGGGAGAAAGGAAUGGGAUAGAUGAAAAUAAGGAUGAAUCCAACGGCAAGAACUCCAAUAAGGAAGUUGCAAGAAACAGCCUGGGAGAAAGGAAUGGGAUAGAUGAAAAUAAGGAUGAAUCCAACGGCAAGAACUCCGAUAAGGAAGUUGCAAGAAACAACCUGGGAGAAAGGAAUGGGAUAAAUGAAAAUAAGUUCGUGGAUAUGUUGAAAAUUCAGCUGAGCCCCUUGGAUGAAAAAGCAGGCAAGAAAGCAGAAGUGGAGCAGCCAAGUCCCUUCGAUGGAAAAGCAAGCAAUAAGGCAGAAGUGGAGCACAAAAAGUGGAAGGCAGGAUGCUUUUGUUGGCUGAAACCAGGAGGAAGGGUCAAUGGCGCAGCAGGCAACAAUGGCCAAGUCUCUGUCUAGUCGUUAUUGUCGACCACAUGUAGAACGCUCAAACAAAGCUCUUUGAUACGCACUGCUGCUCGUCAUUUAUUGUCAGCAACAUUUAAUACAAUCCUUUUGCAGUGUGGUGAUUUGGUAUUUAGUAACUACUAGUAUUUACUUGGUGGUUUGGUGUUUUCUCAAUCCUUGUAGACAGUAUCUUCUGAUAUGCCUAACACAGUCCCUUACAGCCUUUUGGUUUUAGCAGUACCUCAAAAAAUGGUUGCUGAAUUCUCACUCUGAGGAACACACCCAAAUUAAUCCUAUCUAAUCGAGUUGCCAUCCGUA
This is a messenger RNA of Panicum virgatum (switchgrass), 2577 nucleotides long. RefSeq lists its product as uncharacterized. The transcript is spliced from 14 exons. Lineage: Eukaryota; Viridiplantae; Streptophyta; Magnoliopsida; Poales; Poaceae. The record is from RefSeq and is a predicted model, not a curated record. Bases 700 to 2271 code for a protein of 523 amino acids.